AUGGAUGACGACUUGCCCAAAACACUCUAUGUGGGAAACCUCUCCAGAGACGUCACGGAGAUUCUGAUUCUUCAGCUCUUCACUCAGAUCGGACCCUGCAAAAGCUGUAAAAUGAUUUCAGAGCACACAACAACAGACCCAUAUUGCUUUGUUGAGUUCUUUGAGCACAGAGAUGCUGCAGCAACUCUUGCAGCUAUGAAUGGCAGAAAGAUAUUGGGAAAGGAAGUCAAAGUAAAUUGGGCUACCACUCCAAGUAGUCAGAAGAAGGAUACAUCAAAUCACUAUCAUGUUUUUGUUGGUGAUUUGAAUCCUGAGAUCACCACAGAGGAUAUCAAGGCUGCUUUUGCUCCUUUCGGCAGUAUCUCGGAUGCUCGUGUUGUGAAGGACAUGACCACAGGCAAAUCAAAGGGGUAUGGAUUUGUAUCCUUCUACAACAAACUGGAUGCUGAGAAUGCUAUUCAACAUAUGGGCGGUCAGUGGCUUGGAGGACGUCCAAUUAGAACCAACUGGGCAACUCGUAAACCACCAGCUCCAAAAAGUGUCCAAGAAAGUAGCUCAAAGCAGCUUCGUUUUGAGGAUGUGGUGAAUCAGUCCAGUCCUCAGAACUGCACAGUUUACUGUGGAGGGAUCCAAUCCGGACUGACUGAUCAUUUAAUGCGACAGACAUUCUCAGAUUUUGGGCAGAUAAUGGAAAUCAGAGUGUUUCCAGACAAAGGAUACUCUUUUGUCAGGUUUAAUUCUCAUGACAGCGCUGCUCAUGCCAUUGUUUCUGUUAACGGGACAAUCAUUGAGGGUCAUGUUGUCAAGUGCUACUGGGGCAAGGAAACUCCGGAUAUGGCCAAGUCUGCGCAGCAGGUAAAGGAAAAAGUUGAUUACAGUCAACAGUGGGGCCAGUGGAACCAGGUCUAUGGAGGGGCUCAGCAGCAGCCACAGCCACAGCAGCAGCAGCAGCAGCAGCAACAGCAGCAGCAGCAGUAUGGCCAGUACAUGUCCAACGGAUGGCCGUCAUACAAUAUGUACAACCAGACAUGGAGCCAGCAGGGUUAUGGAGUCGACCAGUCACAGUCUUCUUGGAUGGGAAACUUUGGAUCCCAGCCUGCUCAGCCGGCACCUACGUCCAGCCCAGUCAUGUCAAACUUCAGCAUGGCUGGAUACCAGUCACAGUGA
Molecule: messenger RNA, 1167 nt
Organism: Knipowitschia caucasica
Lineage: Eukaryota; Metazoa; Chordata; Actinopteri; Gobiiformes; Gobiidae
Source: the annotation of a GenBank genome assembly